Messenger RNA from Encephalitozoon hellem ATCC 50504, 351 nucleotides. Its product is annotated as transcription elongation factor SPT4. The record is from RefSeq and is a predicted model, not a curated record. Gene Ontology annotation, cellular component: nucleus; DSIF complex. The coding region runs from base 1 to 351 and encodes 116 amino acids. Gene Ontology annotation, molecular function: zinc ion binding; RNA polymerase II complex binding. The transcript has a single exon. Gene Ontology annotation, biological process: regulation of transcription elongation by RNA polymerase II; positive regulation of DNA-templated transcription, elongation; mRNA processing. NCBI's taxonomy places the organism in Eukaryota, Fungi, Microsporidia, Unikaryonidae.
AUGGAAGAAAAGUUUAAAGCAACUCUGAGUGGAAAACUUCGUGCAUGCCUGGGAUGCUCCCAGAUAAAGACACAGAAUGGGUUCAGGAAAGACGGAUGUGAGAAUUGUCCAAUGCUAGCCAUGAAGGGGAAUAUUGCGAAUGUUAAUGAGUGCACUUCAAGCAAUUUCAAGGGAGUUGUGGCUCUUCUGCAGCCAUCAAGUAGCUGGGUCGGAAAGUGGCAAAGAAUAGGAGAGUUCAAAAAAGGACUCUAUGCAAUGACUGUCGAGGGCACCCUUCCUGAAGACUUUAUUAAGGACGUAGAGCAACAUGGGAGAGUCUACUAUGAAAGAACAGAAUCUUUCAAAUUGUAA